AUGACAGUCAAGGCGCUGCGAGCCAUUGCAGAUGGCAAGUGCAAGAAACUGGACCUGCACUACUGCGACUGGGCGGGCAGCUCCAAGGGCAUGAACGGCUUCAUCAAGUCACUGCUCCCCAAGUUCGCCGCCGCCAACCCCCAGAUCGAGUUCGCCGUCUCCCCGCGACCCGGCAAGCACCCCGUCAUCGUCGGCCACUACAUCAACGGCCGGACGAAGCCCAUAUGCGUGCGCAACCUCUCGCCGUACGAGAUCCUGCAGAAGGUGGAACUGCUGCGUGAUGCCAGCGGAGAGAAGCUGAGGAGGACGAACAAGGCGGUUUUGAGCACCAAGCCGAGUGUCCGAGGCAUCUGGUCGCCGUACCACGGCAAGGGCAUGGCUGUGUAA
Trichoderma reesei QM6a is the source of this 387-nucleotide messenger RNA. RefSeq lists its product as uncharacterized. The record is from RefSeq and is a predicted model, not a curated record. Gene Ontology annotation, cellular component: mitochondrial large ribosomal subunit. NCBI's taxonomy places the organism in Eukaryota, Fungi, Ascomycota, Sordariomycetes, Hypocreales, Hypocreaceae. Gene Ontology annotation, biological process: mitochondrial translation. The transcript has 3 exons. The coding region runs from base 1 to 387 and encodes 128 amino acids. Gene Ontology annotation, molecular function: structural constituent of ribosome.